AGCUGGUCCAAUUGCGAAGCUUGACCGUCCUCGCCCCUCCCCCCAUGUCCAUCCAUCGUCCAUCCAUGUCCCAUGUCCCAUGUCCCAUCGGCUGUCGUGCCUCUCGUUCCCGUUCCCCUUCUACCUCUUUCCCCGACUUUUUUUCUCUUCUGCAACGGCUGAUCUCUGACACCCUCUUUCCUCCUGUUUUAUGACCGAGAUUUGUUAACAGGUACCUCUUGUUGUGCCUGUGCUGCAACUCAGCCGCUUUGCGCGUACUAUCUAUCUAUCGUGGGUCCCCACACGUGAGAGCCAACGAAACGAGGAACACUUGGACGUUAGAGAGCUGGAGAGAGAGAGCUGAUUUGGGUCGCAUAACGUGUACCUUCACCUUAUCUACCUGCACCUUCUGCCUCAUUUCCCAAACUGCCCGAAACCAUGACUACCCCCAAGAUCCUCCGUCCGUCGUUCGCAUUAUGACCACGUCGUUGUUGUGCCCCUGUUGAUCGCCAGCUGCUGCCCACCCCCCAAAGAAUCCCGACGCACUUUUGCACCACACACACAUCACCGCCAAGCCGAGUUUCAACACCAGUCACCACACCCGACACCAGCUAACAUCUGCCGCCCGAUCCGCGUCCCCCUCUCUUUGUGUGUGCCGACCGCCUCAUCCGCCGUCUCCCACCCCCGCUGAGAGCUCACGACUGACUGAGCUCGUUCAAGACUGCCCUGCCAGUCCGUCAUGUUCUCGCUAUAAAGGAGCGCCGAGAUGACCACCUUUAUCAAGGAACACAAAUGGGUCAACAACCAUGGCCAGCCCCCCUCCAAGAGACGGAGGAUCAAUGCUGCAUGCUUGACAUGUCGCAAAAGGAAAACCCGGUGCGCGGGCGAGAGACCGGUGUGUUCGACAUGUGCCAAAAAUGGCCACACUUGUCUCGGCUACAACGAUUUGGAUGAGAAGAAGAGGCCAGCAGAUGGAGGGCCGUCAGAUGCGCAGGAUUAUCGGGACGACAGCACAAAGCAUGAGCAUGAGGAGGACUACCUGAAUGGUGAGAAGGUGGAGGUCAAGAUGGAGCCUCAGCAGAUGUGGCAGAACCGUGGUGAGGAUAACUACGCCAACGAUGGGAAUAAAAAGGGGGACCAACGAUUUUGGAAGAGUCGGUCACAAUCACAUUUGCAACAACAGCAGCAGCAGCAACAACAACAACAACAACAACAACCACAGCAGAAGCCACGUAUGGCGGGCUUUGUGGAUGCGGAUGCGCUUUCGAGACAGGACUCGGCAUCAACGGCUACCGUGACGUCUGGCCGGCGACGGAAACACAGCAAUGAUUGGGAUCAGGACGAUAACUCUCAGAAAUCGAAUAACCGGAGCUCGAGUAACCGGUCGCCUGUUGAGCAUCAGCAUCAGCAUCAGCACGAAAGUCACCGGGUGCCCUACUUUAGGUAUUUUGGGCCGACUGCCAUCGUCCCAGGCUUCAAGCAGAUGGUGGUGGACAUCUCGCGCGAGAUUCAUCGUGAUAGGCGCAAGAGUCGGGGCAGUUCCUUCUCGACAACAUCACCAGGGUCAUUGUACGGGUGCGGUGCAGGGCAGCACCAUUUCAACAACCCGGGAACCGAGUUCGACAGUCUCGAAGACAUUCCGGUUUAUGACGUGAACGAUUCGAAUCCGGUUCACCCGUUGAUCCUCAACCUCGCUAUAACCUUCUUCACUCACCUUGGUUGCAACUAUCAGUUUAUGCGAAAGGACAGGACCCUGCGCAUGCUCAAGGAAAAGAGACUGGAGCCCAUCUUGGUAGAUGCAAUGUGCGCUUUGGCAGCUCGCUUUUCUGACGACCCCAUCUUCAUCAACCCACAUGACGGAAAAGAAAAGAGAUCAGAGUUCGGGCAGGUGUUCGCUCGGCGUGCCAAAGCGGCCACGGUGGACACUUUCCCAUGCCCAUCCGUUGCUGCUGUGCAGGCCUGUCUUUUGAUGGCAUACGAAGGGUUCGGGGCAAACCAGGACAGCGCUCUCUGGAUGUAUUUGGGCCUGGCCAUCAGGAUGGCGGUCGAUCUCGGUCUUCAGAAGCUGGAAGGUGUUAAGUACCAAGGUGAACGAGAUCCUUGGUACACGAGAAGCUGGAGCCGGAAAAGCAACGAUGGAUCCGAUGAACCCGAGGGAAAGCGAAACGACGAAGAGGUUUUGGGGCCGCACGAGCAGCGUGAGGUGGAACAGGAGCGCAUGGAUACCUUUUGGGCUGUCUUUGUUCUGGACCGUGUCAUAUCGUCGGGAACAGGGCGUCCAGUCACGUUCCGUGACGACGACUUUGAGCUGUCGCUUCCGGAACACGCCAUCGAUCCGGUCUCGGGCUGGCCCGACCCCUUCCCGCCGUUCAUCGAGAUCAUCCACCUGUACGGCAGAGUAUCGGAUGUUUUGAACAAUAUUCGGGAUGCCAACGACCUCACCGAGGAGAAGAUGCAGAAGCUUGCACAGAUGGAGAUUGACUUGAGCCACAUUUACAAGAAGCAGGAUUCGCGUCUCCAUUUUGACCCUGCCAACUUUCGAAAGUAUGUCGAGGCAGGAAAGGGCACCAUCUUUAUUCUGCUGCACUUUUGGUUCCACGCUCUGAUCGUUGUCCUUCAUCAGCCGACGCUGUUGACUCCGUUUUACAGCCUCAGACCGACUCAGUUGCUGCCGAACAGCCGGGAGCUCUCCAUGUCGAGUGCCAAAACCAUUGCUGACAUCCUCGCCUUUGCCGACCUGAUCGACCCAAAGAGUUUUAUCGGGAACCCGUUCACAUCCCAACCAAUUUACAUCGCUGCAUGUGCCUUCUUGAUGGAAUCUGGAGCGAAUGCGUCACACCCCCCUUCGCGAGAGCCAUCACCUUCUCCAGAAGCCAAGUCUCGCUUUUUUAAAGGCAUCCCUGGGAAAUUGGGCCCAUCUAUUGACCCCCGACAGAAACACUCACUCCUUGUCUCUGCUGCCAAUUCGAACUACACACGGUGUUACAAGUCUCUCCAGCAACUGCAGCAGUACUGGGCGGGCGUCGGUUACAUUCUCAACGCCCUUGACCAAAAAUCAAAGGGCAUCUGGGACUGCGAGACGUUCACAAAGGAGGAAUACGAACCCAUUACGCUGGCCCGUCGUCGUUCACUGGAACGCUUGCCACGAUUUGAGCAUCCCGCCUCGCCCAACGUUCCACCCAUCGCAUACUCUCUUACUGGGACCACAAACUCGCCAAAUUCGAACCUGACGGUCUUGUUCCAGAAUCCAGCAAAUACCACACUUCCGCCCAUACCGCCACCUCCACCUCUCUCGGUUCCCGUGUCUGCCGCAACACCUCCUGGGAACAUGACAUAUGAUCCCGUCCGGCAAAGCCUUCCAGACACUCCAUCUGCUAUGCUCCCGCCGGCCUAUCCCCAAGCCAAUAUAUCGGCUCUGCGCUACCAGUCGAGAACCCCCAAACUGUCCAGGUUACCACAAUCGCCGGCAAUGGGCAAGUCCCUGUUAAAAUACGAAUCCUCCCCCUCUGUCGACUUAGACCUGAACACACCCCCACCCGCAGACAGACAUCAGAGGCAGAACCACCACCCCACGCAUCAUCAGACUAGUCACAACAACAACAACCACAACAACAACAACAACCAGAACCACCACCACAUCCCCUCCUACGCCUCCUCCUCCUCUUCCACCACCACCCACCACCACCACCACCACCACCACUCCUCCAACACCUCAAGCUACGAAACCUCGACCACGCACGAGGGGUCCCCUUCCACAACCCCGACAGAUUCCGGUUUGCACCACUACCAGCACAAUUCCCACGACCAUCAUCACGGGAAUCACCACGACAACAACCAUCACGACGAUAACAGCGUAGGUCAUAACGAGUACGAGACAGAUUUUAGUCAUGGUGGGUUGGUUUCAGGGGGAGGAGGAGGAGGAGGAGGAGGGGGAGGGGGGUACGGGUACUUGGAGAUUAAUCCGAUAAGCGAGGCGAUUACUUCGAAUAGCUUUGAAGUGAAUUUUGAUAUGUUGGGGCUACAGAGCGAUUUGAUGAUGCCGCCUUGGUUGGAGAUUUUACCUGGGGAGGUGCUGGGGGGGUUGUUUGAGGGGGGAUUGAUGCAUCAUGGGCAGCAUAUGUGA
Molecule: messenger RNA, 4102 nt
Organism: Podospora bellae-mahoneyi
Lineage: Eukaryota; Fungi; Ascomycota; Sordariomycetes; Sordariales; Podosporaceae
Exons: 2
Coding region: 746-4102 (1118 amino acids)
Biological process (GO): DNA-templated transcription; regulation of DNA-templated transcription
Molecular function (GO): DNA binding; DNA-binding transcription factor activity, RNA polymerase II-specific; zinc ion binding
Source: RefSeq, a predicted model, not a curated record